Messenger RNA from Ostreococcus tauri, 942 nucleotides. Its product is annotated as Zinc finger, DHHC-type, palmitoyltransferase. Gene Ontology annotation, molecular function: palmitoyltransferase activity. The transcript has a single exon. The record is from RefSeq and is a predicted model, not a curated record. NCBI's taxonomy places the organism in Eukaryota, Viridiplantae, Chlorophyta, Mamiellophyceae, Mamiellales, Bathycoccaceae. Bases 1 to 942 code for a protein of 313 amino acids.
AUGGGACGAUGUCGAACGACGCGCAGACGGUGCGGCGAGGCGAUCGAGCGCGCGGUGGACGCGUCGAUGCGAUGGGCGGGACCGCCGAUGUUCAUCUUUGGCGUCGUUCUCGUGCUCGGGAUCGCUCGAGAGACGACGUCGGCGACGUGCGCGGAGCUGACGCGGCGGGAGCGGGUGACGGCGGCGGGUGUGUGUGAAACGUUGGUGUUGAUGUGCGCGGCGAACGCGAUGUUUAAUCACGCGAUGUGCGCGUGGACGAAACCGGGGACGCCGAGGGACGCGCGAGCGAGAAUCGCGACGGAACGCGGAUUGCGAGAGCUCGGCGUCGAUGACGCGGAGGGGGGGGGGAUGCUGCGACGAUCGAUCGAGGAAGGGCGGUAUUGUGACACGUGCGAGGUCGCGAAACCGGACAUGUGUCAUCACUGCUCGAUAUGCAAGACGUGCGUGCUGAAGAUGGAUCAUCACUGUCCGUGGGUGAUGAACUGCGUCGGGGCGAGGAAUUACAGGUACUUUUACAACUUCCUCUUCUACGCCGUGUUUGGGUGCGUCGUAGCGUCGUUCGGAGGGGCGUUGAUAUUGUUCGGGGACCCAGGCGUGCUUCCGACGUCGGAAGACACGUUUAGGCGCGUCAUUUUCGUCACCAUCAUGUCGACGGCCGUCGCGCUGUCGGUUGGAUUUCUCUUCGCCUUUCACACGUACCUCGCCUUGACGGGGAAUACGACAAUAGAUUAUUACAACUGGAAUGAUUUCAAGGCGGCGAUGAAGGCUCGCGGAAUGCAGCCGCCGGGCAGGCAUCCGUUCGAUCAAGGUGUGGUGAAAAAUUGGCAAGAGACGUUUGACGAACGCGGGAGAUUUUGGUACGUCGCGUGGGCGUUACCACGACUUCGCGCGCACUCGGGAUCGGGAGUGUACUACGAGGCGUACGGAUCGCGCAUGUUGUAG